AUGUUUCAUGAUGAAUCUGUUCCAUCAACACCAUCUAAUAUUACUAAUGAUUUAACUAUAGAUUCUCAACAAAAUGAAAAAGAAGAAAUUCAAAAUUUAAUAAAUAAGCUUCCAUAUGAUGAUAUACUUAAUGCAAUUCGUUUUUUAGACUUAGUUUGGUUUGAUAGCUUGGAAGAAUUUAAUAAUU
Messenger RNA from Scutellospora calospora, 187 nucleotides. Lineage: Eukaryota; Fungi; Glomeromycota; Glomeromycetes; Diversisporales; Gigasporaceae. The record is from the annotation of a GenBank genome assembly.